This is a messenger RNA of Physcomitrium patens, 4799 nucleotides long. RefSeq lists its product as uncharacterized. Gene Ontology annotation, molecular function: RNA binding. NCBI's taxonomy places the organism in Eukaryota, Viridiplantae, Streptophyta, Bryopsida, Funariales, Funariaceae. The record is from RefSeq and is a predicted model, not a curated record.
CUGGCCCUGCCCUUUCCUUGCCUUUGCCUUGCCUUUGCCUUGCCUUGCUUUGCUUUGUGAGGUGACGUUGGUGCUGCUUUGCGAGGGUUAGCGAGCGACACAACUGGAGCCAUUGAUGCAGUGAGUGAGGCUAAUGCCAGGCUCUCCUCUGGUGAUAUGUGCUGCUGCUGCUUUUGCAACCCGGAAGAUCGUGGUUUAUUGUCCUGGAGCAUAAAGAAGGGUGGAAUUGGGAUUGAAGGCUGUGGACAAGGAGGAGUUUGUCGGGUGGAAGACGGUAGAUGAGCGAGCGAGAGAGAGCGCGAGAGAGAGAAAGAGAGAUUGUAGGGAAAAGGUAUUUCUGUAUUCGAUGCGGUGAUGGCCGUCUUUUUAAUUGGAGGUACGUCGCAGAGGUGUGGAUGAAAUGCAGGUUAAGGGGCUGAACAGUAUUCUGCAACUGCUUCGGAUCUUCACAGCAGAAACUCCGCUUAGGUCUGAUAAUUAGGGUUGAUCGGUGGGGCGUUGGAACGUUUUUAUUGAUGUUGUGUAACGUAUGGAGCCGUGGAAUCAUCCUAUUCGUCCAACGAAGAAUUGGUAGAUUUAUGGUUUUCUCAAGAAGCUCGUCUGGCGGUUCAAAGUGGAGAACACGGACGCAAUCUUGGAGUUGACGUUGGUGUGAUUUACAAUUUUGCGUAUCUAGCUGAAUCCCGAGAUUAUUUAUUUUUUAGUUCCUUGGUUUGGAUUAUUCCUCCAAAGGAGGCCAAACGUAUUAGAGGUUUUAGUGAUAUUUUAUUAACUUCACAUAACUCAGAAGGUAUUUGCAGCACAUGUACAUCAUAAGUCUAGUUCUGCGUGGUCAUAAUUUUUCCCAAUAAACACUCACAUAAAUUUUUGUUAGCACAGACUCAUUCCCAUUGAACAUUAUAGCUAUAGUAUAGUGAGAGUUGGGUAUCAGAAGAAAGUUUCGUCCAUGGCAGCUGUUUGGAGAAACGCAGGAAGUCCGGGAGCUCUUGAAUCUGGCAGUAGGUCGGCGCAGGUGGAUGCAAUUCCAGAUGAUGACUCAUGUGAUAUAUGUAUGGGCGAAGAUGGAGCUUGUGAUAUUUGGUUUAGUCCCUGUGGGCAUAAAGCUUGUGCUUCGUGCGUUCAGAAAAUGCGUAUUGCAAAUGUUUAUAAGGCUGAUAAAGGCGUAAGAUGUCCAUUUUGCCGGCAAGUGAUAGAAUCAUAUUUAGAUUCGCCUCCAUCACGUCGUCCAGCUAAUUCUCCUUUUCCACCUGAAUCAGCAUCUUUUACUCUUCUAAUGGGAGGAAAUUCGGAGCAAGGUUCGAAAGCAAUAGCUGACACGUCGGUCAAGAAACCUUAUGGUCGAGGGGGUAUAGUAUCUAUUGGCGGUGGAAAUGAUUAUACACCUCCUAAAGGUGUUACUGGAAGUGAUGGGGGAGGUCUGCGGUUAAGUACACGAACGGAUGAUUUAUUACCUGGUUACAUAGUACCUCCGUUAAAAGAUACAGACGACAUAGUGAGCAUGGCCAUGGAUCGAACGGGUGCUAGACAUUUAGAUUUUAUGUUACGAGAUGGAUACUCGAAGCGUCAUAAAGUUGCAAAACUUUGUCGAGAAAUGCUUACUCCUUUUGCUGCUAAACUAGCCGUUCAUGCUUCUGGAAAUUACGUAUUGCAAAGAAUGUUGGAAUAUGCUGCGACUCACAGGGGAGAAGGUGGUAACUCCGAAAGCUUCUUCACAGCCAUUGUCCGUUCUUUCUGUCAGGAUAGAGGGUUGGUGAUGGCCGCCCAGGAUCAUCGAGGCACAUUUUCUGUCCAAAAGAUGCUGGUGUCAUUAAAAGGUACGGAGGAAGCAAGUUUAGUAGCGACAUGUAUUCGAGGGUCUGUGGUACAACUUGCGCUAGAUCAAUUCGGAGUUUAUGUUUUGGAGCGAUUGGUGGAGGCAAUGAUAACAUCGUUGAACCCUGCACCGGGAAAGAAGCCGCGAAUUCCAUCAAAGAUUGCAAUGAAGACUUUGGCGCAGAUUUGUGAAGAAAUUCACACGGAUCCAGCUUCCUUAGCCAGCAUUGCUAAGCACCAGGUCAUCGUCGACAAUACCGUGUCUGUGUGUGGAAUGAGUGGAAUAAUGCUUGUAGAGUGUAUACGAUGGGCGUUGCCACAAUCUGAGGCGUUGACUGCAGCUCUAAGCCUAGCAAAUAUGUCUGGUGAUCUUAUUGGGUCCAAGCUAUCCCAUCGGACACUGCAGGGUGUGCUUACUCUGGAGGUGAAGGAGGUGGCGGAGCAUGUAAUUCAAGGCCUACAAGGACACUAUGUGGAAUUGGCAUCUGAUACGCUUGGAUUUGGAUUUAAGCUAGUGCGGGCAUGCCUGGCAACUCCUUGUGUUGGAGAAGACAUGCGACUACUUGUUGUAAAUGAACUUCUGGAUGGAUUUAAUCGUUCAGGUGGACACUAUUUUUUAAUCGAGAUUACAGCUGCCUGUGAUACAUUGGCUUUUGGGCUCUGCCUACUCUCUCGCAGGGAUUUGAAUGAACGGUUGGAAAAAUUGAGUAGGAUUCUUGAUCGAGAUAAAUAUAUUCUGUUUCGAGAGCGCGUAGAGAAUAUGCGUAAGCAGUUUUUUAAUGAAACUCCUCCACUCAAUAAUCAGCAUGUUGCUGUUUCUGCUCCCCCAACACCCCCUGUUUCUACAAUUACAAGAGCCCGUUCACUGGACAUUAGUUCAAGAAACUGUGGAAACGACACAGGUUCUAAUUCUUUUUCUGGAAAUUCUCGGGCUUUUCAUGGACAGCCAGUGUCUGACCCAUGGUCUGAAGAAGCUCCAUCAGGUGGUGUGUUCUCGUUGGAGCACAUCGAAAAGCCUUUGGUCAGAGUGGUUUCGAUGCCUCAUGCUCGAUCGUCGACCCCUGGUUCUCGUUUAGCUUCUCCGGAACACCAUAUCUCAGGAGAAUCAUCUAGAGGUGUAGAGAAUAGCACUACUAAUACAAUGGCAUCCUCCAGCAGUGGUUCUUUAGUUGGACGGAGCAGUUGGAACCAAGGUGGGAGUUCCACAUCCACACCUCCCCAUUUGAGAGAUAAGAAUGUGAGUGCAGGCCCCGGUCAGAGUGGCAUCGCCAGCUCGCACUCCCAUCUGCCAUCCUUGGAAGGAAGAUUGGGAUCGUACGCUCCUCUUCAUUUGCGACAUUCUAACUCGUUCAGUGCAACUUCGCCACCCGGUUUGUCAGAGUCAAGGAAUGAGUUAGGGUCUCCUACUAGCGGAGAGUUUGGGAAUGGAAGCCUUACAGGGAACUCCCCUCGCGGUUCUAGUGAUGGGCACAGUUUACUUCCUUACGGAAGUUCAGAUUUCCUGGACUACAUCUCAGACCCUGUGGAGUCUCCAACAGCUGCUGUUCCGAAGAAUGCCAGUGAGCAGGACUUGCAGACUGAAUCAGUGAAGUCUACAGGGAGCCAGCGACAACCUGGCAUUUGUGCUGUGUGCAAUCGAGAUGCAGCAAAUACGGUUUUGUUGAACUGCUCACAUAUGUGCUGCUGCACGGUGUGUUCAAGGGCCGUAAAACUAUGUCCCAUCUGCAAUAAUAAGGUAUCCAGCGUGAUAGACAUUCGACUGGUGGGAACGUUACCCAGUUCAUCAUUACCUACCCAAAACGGAGCGUCUAAUGCAUGGGACAGGUCUGCUUUGACAAACUCCGUGUCAUCGAUUUCAAGCAACUUGGUGGAUAUUUACAACGGGGCAGUACAGUUUCGAGAAGGCACGUCGCGUCCUUCCUCUUCAAGUUCACAAUAUCACGCUGGUGACCCAGCAGGAUUCGAGGGCAGCGCCGUAAAAGUAGGAAAUCAGCACUAUCCAUUCCGGCAGUUUUCACCAGAUCAGCCUCCUCCUGGAAUUCCCGUACCAAAGCAGAGUUCCGCACAGUCGGUGAGUGCCAGCCUUCGCAGCACAAGUCCUAAAACGAUUGCCCCAACGAAUGUGACCACUUCUGGGACUGCUGGUAGACCCCUUUUUCUUCCUUCUGAUUUCUUUUCAUCUGGGAUGAGUGUGAAUGGUACGGCGACAUCCAAUUUCCCAUCCCUGACAACGACUGCCUCUAGUUUUAAUCAGCAUUUGGUUCCUCUGAGUCCUGGAAGCAGCGCAUCGACCACCGCCAAUGGAUCUGCCGUGAACUUGCCAGGGGUAGGAGCCUUGACUUCUUCGACCCCACAACGUCGUGUGCCUGCUCCAUACCGACCACCUGGAUUGUAUCGGCCUCCGGACCUAUUCGCGCGUCCAGCGCCUGCUGCAGUAGCACAAACCAAUAACAGCUCAGUUAUGUCUGACUUUGCAAAUAUGGUUCCUUCUCAAUGGAGGACAUACCAGUAAUAAUGCCAGUGAGGGUUUGGAACUCACUCGUGAUUCAAAUGGCAAAUGAGAAGAGAAAUAUCGUAACCUCUACGAUGAGGAUUAGGCUGUCUAUUCAGAGUGGGCCUAUUUCACGGAUUCUGAUAAUAAUCACAAUCAUAAGCACCGUGGCCAUGGAAGAUGCAUAAGGCCAGGCGAUAGGUACAAAAGAGUUGACAAUUAUGAGUAGUGAUUGCAAAAAGCUAGAGUGUAGCACGACUUCUUUAGGGUUAGAUGAUGGUCAAGCUCAUGGACAUAUUUCUGAGAUGUUCGUGAGCAUCUCAACUCACUUAAUAGAAGGGAGUAGCUUAUUGAGAUUAGCGUCGGUUGAUGGGAUUUUAGCACAAUUGUGUAUGUAGAUCUUCUUUACCUGGCGUUCUGUAAUAGACCUACAUAUAAGUAUUGGUUUUUUUAUUUUUAUUUUUUAUUUUUUUUAAUAUAUAUCUCUGUCCAAUUU